Metschnikowia bicuspidata var. bicuspidata NRRL YB-4993 is the source of this 1137-nucleotide messenger RNA. Its product is annotated as pepsin-like aspartic protease. Gene Ontology annotation, biological process: proteolysis. The transcript has a single exon. NCBI's taxonomy places the organism in Eukaryota, Fungi, Ascomycota, Pichiomycetes, Serinales, Metschnikowiaceae. The coding region runs from base 1 to 1137 and encodes 378 amino acids. Gene Ontology annotation, molecular function: aspartic-type endopeptidase activity. The record is from RefSeq and is a predicted model, not a curated record.
AUGCUUCCCCUUUCUCUUCUCCCCCUCUGUCUUGGCGUGGCUCACGGCUUAUCGCUUCCCCGCCAAGAGGCCGAAAACGGUCCGGCGCCCAUUGCUCUUGGGUUCUCCGUUCUGAAAACCGUCGGCAAUAUCACGGCUAAAGAAUUCUGGAGCCAGCACAGCGCCGAGCGGGCCAAGCGCGACGGGUACCCGAUUCCCAUUGUGGAUUAUCGCGACAUCAGCUACCGGCUCGACGUAUACUUGGGCUCGGACGCACAGAAAUCAACGGUCAAUCUCGACACAGGCUCGUCCGAUCUCUGGGUGUACAGCAGCGAUUAUGACCCCAGCACCUCCAGCACUUCCAAGGACACGGGAGACGCGUUUUCCAUUGGCUAUUUGGACGGCACCAGCUCUGCGGGCGAGUACUACUUGGACACUUUGAAAUUCAGCACUCCCAACCCGGUUCUCUCCAGCUUCCAGUUUGCCAGAAGCACCAGCAGCAGCGCGUAUGGCGUUUUGGGCAUUGCCGAUAGAAACCAGGAGCGAGCCCUGUCAGAAUAUGACAAUUUGCCCUGGGCCUUGCAGGCGGCGGGCAUCACGCCCAAAGCUUCGUACUCGCUUUUCCUCGGGGCCGAGGGCGGGUCGGGCACGGUGAUCUUUGGCGGCAUCGACACAGAAAAGUACGUGGGCAACUUGACCAAAUACAGCGCCCAGAAAAGCAGGGGCGCGUUGGCCGUGAACUUGCAGACAAUGCUGGUGAAUGGCAAGACCCUUUCGGUGGAUGCGCCGGCGAUUUUGGACUCUGGCACUUCUUUGGGGCUCUUGCCUCUGGAGUACAUGAGUGAGCUUGACAGUGUCUUUGACACCACCGUGUACACGCAGGGCAGCAUUGAGUACCGCCUGGUGAGCUGCGACCAGCCUUCCGACAAGUACCUCGACUUUGAUUUUGGCAACAACACGAUUCAAAUCGCGUACUCGGAUAUGGUGUAUCACCAGGGCAACGACGAAUGCUUGCUUGGGUUCGGCUCCUAUGGGAGCUACAUGAUUUUCGGCGACGUGUUCUUGAGGCAGGCGUAUGUUUACUAUGACCUCUCGGACCUGACGAUCUCGCUUGCCCAGGCGUCGUACUCGAGCUCGUCGAACAUCAUCAGUGCUUGA